Aquila chrysaetos chrysaetos is the source of this 4183-nucleotide messenger RNA. RefSeq names its product S100P binding protein (gene S100PBP). Gene Ontology annotation, cellular component: cytosol; nucleus. The record is from RefSeq and is a predicted model, not a curated record. The transcript is spliced from 6 exons. The coding region runs from base 2453 to 4123 and encodes 556 amino acids. Lineage: Eukaryota; Metazoa; Chordata; Aves; Accipitriformes; Accipitridae. Gene Ontology annotation, molecular function: calcium-dependent protein binding.
GCGGCGGGUGAGCGCGGGGCGGCCCGUUCCGCCGCCAGGGCCCGGCCCAGGCCUCGGCGGUUCAUUUGUCAUAUUGUAGCUUUUUGUGUAUUUAUUGGGUUUUUUGGUUGGUUGUUUUUUUUUUUUUAACUCCAGUCGGGGCUCGGGGCGGGGGAAUAGCCGGCGCUUGGGCGGGCCGGGCCUGGCCGGGAGGAGGAGCCGGGGGCGGCCUCGGCCCCCCCGCAGCGUUUGUGGGGGGCGGGUUGGGCGGCCCAGGGCGGCCCCCGUGGGAGGGGAAGCUAAAAAGGGGCUGGUGAGGUAGGGGCAGGCCCGUAGCAGGGAGGAGUAGACCCAUGUCUGAGAGAGGGCGAGGUCAGGGAGCUGCAGAGGAGAAGAGCUGGUAUUAGUCGUUGUGCUCUCGGGUGAGAUGAGAGCAGGAUUCCCCCCUGCCUGGAGAUUUUGGUCUUUCAGAGGAGAUAAUCUCACGUGGUGGGCAAAUGAUGGGGCUGAGGGCACUGUUACCCUGUGGCCUGCGACUGUUUUCUCUAGGAGGUGGCCCCUGCUCCCCCUUCACUCUUCAGGAGGGAGCAGAUCCCAGAGCAGUGAAGCAUUGCAGGCUUGUGAGAUCUGUGUCCGGCUGUGGAGAGGGGAGUGAGCAAGGCAGCCAGACCAUAAGCCUUGGCAGAGCUGUGUUUCUCAGUAGCUUUGUCUUUUGAUCUCGUUAUUUACUGAAGCUGCGCUAGAAACCCACGUAAAGCGUGUGUAACUUUCAAAAAAACCUUCCGUCGGCAGCCCCUAGGAGAAGAGCCCAUCCAUGGUGGGUGCUUCUGCAGUUGGGGGUGAGCUGGCUCCAGCGUGGUCUGACCACACAAGCACCAGGGCUGGAAUGAGAGACAAGGGUGAGAGGGUGGCAGCAGGCAGCCUUGUCUUAGAUCAGUUUAAGAGCCGUUUAAACUGUUAAGGAGCAUUACCCUGGUGUAAAUCCUUGAAGAGCCCCUGAAUUCAACACACUUCUGUGGGGAAUGGCAGGGGCCUCUGUCAGGGCUCCUGCAUCAUCAAUAACAUAGUUACCAGAGUUCUGCUUCGAGAAUCAGUUGAUGUAGGACUGAAAGUACAGACCCAGGGUAGGUUGCAGUUAGGUGAAUUGGGAAGGUCACAGCAGUAAAGAAAUCAUUUCCUUGUGUGCAGGCUGAGUGUGUAAACAUCUCCAAAUGUACUUUUUGUAAGCCAGUUCCAGCAAAAAGGCUUAAAACAUUUGGCUCUCUUUCAAGUCCUUAUUGGUUAGGAGCUAGAUUAUCAGACUGCUACACUCUGCAGGACUAAAUCCACGUUUAAUUUAUUUCUAUUUGUCUUUUGUUUCUCUUUGAAGCGCUUGAGCACUUGUAGCUAAAUUGCAGAACUCUAGGCAAGCACUAUCUAGUGAGGACUGCUCAUGACUUCAUAUGUUCUUGUAUAGGUUUUAAUGACAAGAGGAAGCAGCAGAACUGCCUGGGUUUUAUUCCUGGAGUAGGUAACCCCCCUGCCCUUUUUGAAAGCAGUAAGUAGUCAAAGAAACAGAAAGACAAAAGGUAUUCCUUUAAAUCUGUUGGUGAAAGAGGACAGGAAAUACCUUUCCUUAGUCCAGAUUCUCCUGCUGUGUGAGAGUUAAAUGCAGGGCUUUCAAGUCAAAAGAUUCAUGGUAGUGUGUGUCCUCACUAAGAGGAAAACAGGUUUUGUUUGUGAAUACUUUUAAACUAUUGAAUUUUACGGGAAGGUUCUUUUAUCUUCUGAUCUUUCAUUAUAAUAUGUGUUUUGCAUGAGUGUGUUAGUGACUAAUAUGCUGCUGAAUGUCCUCUUAGCUCCCUGACAGAGUUACUCUUCCGUUGCUCAAUUUUUCCUAACCCAAAAAAGACUUUUUAUUUGUUUAGUGUCUUUGAAGGACAGAGGUGGGGGUUGAGACACUGGCAGGGUCUGUGUGGCUUUAUUUAAUACCUAAAGUGUGUUCUGUACUUUAAGGUCGUAAAGAAUGUAAUUUGUGAAUACUGGUGUCUGGUGUUAGAGUGACUGAUUUACAGCAGCUUUGGAGGAGAUGGUACAGACUGCGUUGAUGACUGGGGCUUGUGUUAGUCCUGCUUGAUAAAGCCAAACAACCUCGUGUGUGAGAACGCUUGUGGAAUGAGGAACUGGUUGUUAUUAUAUGUUGUUAAGACCUAAAAUGGUCAGGAGUAGAAGUAACGGAGAUCAAGGAGUUAAAAUCGUUGUGCCUCAGCUAGCGUUUUUUGCCCUCCCUGUUAUGUUACUGCAUCUUUGGAAAACAGCUGAGUUUCUUUUAUUUAGGAUGUUGUUUUUGCUGGCAGGGCGGAGUGGGUUCCUGCUGAUUUCUUUUCUGAAAGGGCUGAUCAAAGGGCACCAGGAUCCGAUGAACUUCAGAAUAGGCUUCUAGAGCUGUAAGCAGAAGGCACAGGGUCGCUGAGAUACAGGAACCGACAGCAACAUGGAUGACCAUUCCCCUCAUGCCUCUGGGCUUUGUCUUUGUCAUGAAUUUAAACCUACUGUUCAUAAUGCAGUUCCUAGGGCCAAAAGGCUGUUGGAUUCCACAGAGCAGGUUCAGGCCUUGCAGUCAGCUAAGAAAGCUUGUGUGUUGAGUCAUCACUGUAGCACUCCAGAUCCAUCAGAGAAACUACUGCUCUGUUCCCCAGAUUCUGCCUGCUUUCAAGGAUCCUCUCAUUUUCUGGAUGAUACUGGCCAUGACGACCUUGUUGCCAGUUCUUCUGCGUCAAAAUACGAUGAUGUAGUCAUUUCUCUAGAUACAACCAGAUGUUUCGAUGAUAGUGAGCCAAAUGACUCCUUGUUGGAACUGUCAGACAGAGAAGAAGGGAAUUCUCCUUUCAGUUACACUGAGGAAGAGAUCCAGGAAAUCUUGGCAGAUGAUUGCGUGGAAUCUGAGUGGUACCUAACUAGAAAAAACACUCUGAGCCAAAAUGUAAAUGGAGAGAGUGAGAAGGAUGAGAGCAGCAGCUGCACUGGGGCAUCAGUCAUCAGUGAAGAUGCAAAUGAAGCCUCAGAGAAUGCAGAGAAACCAAAUGUACGUCUGUCCAGAGAGUGUUCUUCAGUCAAUUCUGAAUGUUAUCCUAGCCUUUUGAAUGAAAGUGCUAGUUUGGAUGAGAACCAUCUGCAGUCAGCCCAAGUAACUCGCAUGCUGUUUGACCUUGACAUUCAGGAGCUUCUGAGUCUUAGCCCAAUUGAUGCUGACGAUGUAGAUCAGUCUCUGGAGGAUGAUUGUUUGGAGGGAGCCGAAAGAGAAGCUUCAGAAGCAAUCAUAAAUUAUUGCCUAGAGUAUGAUAAAACUGUUAGGAGCUGUGUUCUUGAAGAAACCUCGGAGGGGCUGAUGUCUAAUGGCUGGCAAAGCCUGGGUGUGCAUUGCCUGGGAAAGACUGCCUUUACAAGCAGAGAUGUGUCUAACUUCUGUGGUGAUCAUGCGGAAGGAUCCAUGUCUUCUUCUGACCUUGCCUGUGGCCAGAGCGCAGCUGAUGAGAGUUCAGUGCCUGUGUUGCUGAGGUGUCCCACGCCAUCUUCUGGGUCCAGAAAUGAAGAACUUUCCAAAGCAACAAAGAGCUGUUUUUCGAGGAAAUUAGACUCUCCAGAGGAUGAUGAGGGGGAAUCUAUAGAAGCUGAACAGCCGUCAAACAGCAUUAAAUUAAGUGAUACAGCUGUAGGCCAGAUUGGGCAGGAAGAGAUAACCAGUGGGAAGAAGCCUGGCAAAGUUAUUCCUGUGCCACAGGAGGAGGAAAGACUGAAUCAAGGGACAUGCAUUUUGGAAGCGGAGCUUGAGCAGAAGAAGCAUUUAUUUCCUGAGUGUGUACAUCCAUAUCAAGAAAACUGUAGCUCCUACACCAGGUCAUUAACAUUGCAAUUGUGCAUAUGGGAUAGUGCUUGCACCACCUGCUGCUCAGACAAGUAUUCUCGUGUUGUCUGGAGUGGGAUCAUUCUCGGGCAGAGUCAUCCACACCCGGGGACCCCUCAUCAGGUGAGUUGCAGUCCUACAUUCCCCAGGGCUGUGUCCCAGCCCUACCUCGCUUCUAGCCACCUUUGGCCCUUUUGGCAAGAGCAGGUCAGAACCGCCUCCACGCAGCAAGGAGGCAUAAGCGAUGAAGAUUACCCUUAAUCCCCUCUUAAUGCUGAGAACUCCUUCUAGCCUCUCAUUAAAUGCUUUGCUGAUUAUUAA